AUGCGUCCCCGUCCAGUCCUGCUCUCCACACUCACCCUGGUCUGCGCCGUUUCCCCCACAGCCCACGCCUUUCAAUUCACUGGCCCCGACUCGGUCGACAAACUCGACCUCGCCAAUCCCAUCACAGUCUCAUGGAGAGCGACAGGAGGAUCUCUCAACGAGCCAGAGGCCCGCUCACUCGAACUCUGGUUCCGCGCGCUCAUCGGCGAUAGUGGUGACCAGGCUGGGUGGCAACUUGCCGCCAACCUGUCCAUCUCGAGUCCCACAUCGUAUGAGUGGGAUCCCAGCAGCAUCGUGGAAGGCAUCCAAGACAACGACCUGACUCUCUCGCCAGAGGCGGUGCACACAUUCGAGGCUAGGCUGCUUGAUGGACAUGGGACGAAGCUGGCAACGGUUCAGAGUGACAAGUACGCUGUCGAGGGCUUUGAUUUCAUUGAGAGCAGUGACGGCGGCGAGGGGACGCGGGAUGCGGUCUACAUGGCCCUCGUUGGUGCGGCGGCUGGAGUGGUGCUUGGGGUGCUGUAG
Messenger RNA from Emericellopsis atlantica, 525 nucleotides. RefSeq lists its product as uncharacterized. The coding region runs from base 1 to 525 and encodes 174 amino acids. Lineage: Eukaryota; Fungi; Ascomycota; Sordariomycetes; Hypocreales; Bionectriaceae. The record is from RefSeq and is a predicted model, not a curated record. The transcript has a single exon.